Molecule: messenger RNA, 1359 nt
Organism: Volvox carteri f. nagariensis
Lineage: Eukaryota; Viridiplantae; Chlorophyta; Chlorophyceae; Chlamydomonadales; Volvocaceae
Exons: 1
Coding region: 1-1359 (452 amino acids)
Source: RefSeq, a predicted model, not a curated record
AUGACUACUGCCGACUUGUACGACAACACCAACAUUGGAGUCCUACAGCCGCUUUCGCCGCAAUCGCUGCCGCCGCCGACAGCAUUUCUGCCACGACCUCUUGUGCAAGGAUUACCAUUACCAGAACCGCCGUGGUGGUGCCGUACUGUUGGUGACGAUGAUGAUGCCGCCGCCGUCGACGUUGGGCUAGUCAUUCCUGACAUGGCGAGCACGGCGGGCGGUGGCGAUGUCGGUGGCAGUGGGAACAACAUCACGGCGCUCGUCGCUGUCGCUGUCGAUGGGGAUGGGGAUGGGGAUGGGGAUGGCAGCCUAAACAGCAAUUGCCACAGCAACAUGGUUGAUAUGGGAAGGGAUACAGAACCCGCACCGCUGCAGUACGGCAGCUACAACCCGAACCAGCAUCACCAAGUCCAACUCCGGGGACAUGUUACAAACCCACCACAUCAUCCCCGGUUGCACGACAUGCUCGUCUUGCAGCAAUACUGCGGCCAUUCCCACGUCAGCAAAAACGACCCACGGGUCAUACCCAUUGCAAGUAUGAUCCACAGGAUGAAUCCCUUCCUGCCGUACACGGAACAAAUGCUGGUCACGUCUGCAAGCACCGCUCCCGCCUUGCAUCAAGGUCAGCCUGAGUGGGUUCGCAGAGGCAGUAGCGACGGCGGCGGUGGUGCUGCCGCUGCCGCUGCCGCCGCCGUCGCUAGUGCUGGGCCACCCACGACUUAUGUUUUGCAGCCGCCUCCGUCAUCACCAUCGCCGCCACUGCCGCCGCCGCCGCCACCACAAGCGCAUCUGGCAAUGAAUUCGUGGCAGCUACAGCCGCAACCGCCGCCGCCGCCGCCGGAGGUGUCCUUCCAGCGAAGUGAGGGGGAAGGCGCGGCGGUAGGUAGCCGAGGAGGAGGAGGAGGUGGCGGAGGACGUAGUCCCACCGCCGCCGCCGCCGCCGCCGCCGCUGCCGCCAUGACCGACGACGACGCCAAUGUUGGCGGCGGCGGCAGCUCCGGGUACGCCUCCGAUAACGGCAUGAAUAGCAGCGGCAGUAGCGGCAGUAGCGCACCUUCCGCCGGGGGCCUAUUCGACCCGCGCGCCGUACGGUCACCGUACACUGACCUAAACCACCAGCAACGGCUAUUCCGCGCCCUGCAGCUACACCACCAACGACGGCUUGAGCUACAGGUGCCGUACGACAUGUUAACCCCGAGGCUGCUUCGACGUCGGAGUCAGCGCUACUGCAUGAGUCACACGACUGCGGGACGGGGGACUCGAACCGGAGUCAGCGGCGGCGCCGCAGCCGGUGCUGGUGGCGAUGGCGGCGGCGGCGGUUUAUUUGAGGUAGGGUACGGCAUACGAGAUAUCUCAUAG